Messenger RNA from Pipistrellus nathusii (Nathusius's pipistrelle), 1236 nucleotides. NCBI's taxonomy places the organism in Eukaryota, Metazoa, Chordata, Mammalia, Chiroptera, Vespertilionidae. The record is from the annotation of a GenBank genome assembly.
AUGCGCUGCGCGCCCGCGGCCGGGGCCGCCCUGGUGCUGUGCGCCGCCGCCGGGCUGCUGAGCGCGCAGGGCCGCCCCGCGCCCGCCGAGCCGCCGCCCCGCUACGCGUCCUGGGACGAGGUGAACGUGCUGGCCCACGGGCUCCUGCAGCUCGGCCACGGGCUGCGGGAGCACGCGGAGCGCACCCGCGGGCAGCUGGGCGCGCUGGAGCGGCGUCUGAGCGCAUGCGGCGCCGCCUGCGGGGACCCGGGCACCGCCACCCCGGCCCCACUCGGCCCCGCAGGUCCCGGCUCCCCGGGCGAGGCCGUUCCGGAGACCCUCCGCACCCUGCAGACCCAGCUCAAGGCUCAGAACAGCAGGAUCGAGCUGCUCUUCCAAAAGGUGGCCAAGCAGCAGCGCCACCUGGAGAAGCAGCACAUGAGGAUCCAGAACCUGCAGAGCCAGGUGGGCCUCCUGGCCCCCACGCACCUGGGCCGCGCGGUGGCCAAGCCUGCCCGGAGGAAGAGGCUGCCCACGAUGCCCCAGCCUGCUGGCUCCGCUCACAACGCAACCCACCCACACAGGCUGCCCAGGGACUGCCAAGAGCUGUUUGAAGAGGGAGAACGGCAAAGCGGACUAUUCCAGAUCCAGCCUCAGGGGUCCCUGCCUUUCCUGGUUAACUGCAAGAUGACCUCAGAUGGAGGCUGGACCGUAAUUCAGAGGCGCCAGGAUGGCUCCGUGGACUUCAAUCAGCCCUGGGAAGCCUAUAAGACUGGCUUUGGAGACCCCCAAGGAGAGUUCUGGCUGGGCCUAGAGAAGAUGCACCUGAUCCUGGGGGACCACGGCAGCCACCUGGCUGUGCAGCUGCAGGACUGGGAAGGCAAUGCCAAGUCACUGCAGUUCCCCAUCCGCCUGGGUGGUGAGGACACAGCCUACAGCCUGCAGCUAACAGCACCCAUGGCCAGCGAGCUGGGUGCCACCACUACGACACCCAGCAGCCUCUCCCUUCCCUUCUCCACUUGGGACCAGGACCACGACCUCCAGGGGGACAAGAACUGUGCGAAGAGCCUCUCUGGAGGCUGGUGGUUUGGUAACUGCAGCCACUCGAACCUCAAUGGCCAGUAUUUCCACUCCAUUCCUCGGCAGCGGCAGCAGCGUAAGAGGGGAAUCUUCUGGAAGACGUGGCGGGGCCGAUACUACCCGCUGCAGGCCACCACCAUGCUGAUCCAGCCCAGAGUGGAUGAAGCAGCCUCGUAG